AUGGCCUCGGUCUGCAUCAAUUACAGGUCUACGAUUGCCACUUCAACAAGGAAGGACUUUGAGCUCCAGACGCUAUUCCCCUCGACUGAUCCAUCGAUCGAUCGAUCGAUCUUCAGCAUCCUUUUGCUGCUUGUACUAGUGCGAGCUGCACAGUUUGGAGUGUGA
Molecule: messenger RNA, 165 nt
Organism: Peronospora matthiolae
Lineage: Eukaryota; Oomycota; Peronosporomycetes; Peronosporales; Peronosporaceae
Source: the annotation of a GenBank genome assembly